This is a messenger RNA of Bradysia coprophila, 1082 nucleotides long. Its product is annotated as mite allergen Eur m 3-like. Lineage: Eukaryota; Metazoa; Arthropoda; Insecta; Diptera; Sciaridae. The record is from RefSeq and is a predicted model, not a curated record. Gene Ontology annotation, molecular function: serine-type endopeptidase activity. Gene Ontology annotation, biological process: proteolysis.
UUUUAUUUACAAGUCGAUUUUUCAAGAAUGCAGGUUGCAAAUCUUAUCGUAUAUCAUAUUUCAUACCUCCUAGGCAUAGUCAAGCUGGUUUCUUGUGGUGCAAGAAUCAGCAAUGGAUAUCUCAUAGACAUUGAACAGGCUCCGUACAUGGCUAGAGUUGGAAAUGGUUAUGGUAAAUGUGGAGGAUCGAUUGUGAGUAGUCAGUUCAUUCUCACGGCUGGACAUUGUGUGAGUUUUGAUUUCGAGCAUUCAACUCCGAAAGUGAUAGAUCCAGAAAUGUUCGACAUACGUGUUGGAUCAGCAUACUCGGAUGAAGGUGGCGAGCUAUAUAAUGUCGAAGCUGUAUAUGCUAAAUUUGAGAAUGGCGGCAAUGACAACGACAUCGGAAUGCUCAAACUGAAAAAACCAAUUUCUUUAGAUGGUUCCACCAAAAAAACCAUUAAAUUGCCUCGCACCACUUCAUAUUAUCCAAAAGACGAUACAGACGUUUAUAUUCAAGGUUUUGGAACUAAUCCGAACAAUCCUGACACCUACCAAAUGUCUAGAGCAAAUUCGCACACUAUAACUACAGAUCAGUGCAAUAAUGAACUGAAAGGUGAAGCCGGAGUAACUAAGGAGAGGCAAAUUUGCGCUAAAGGAGACAAUGAUGAAUCAGGACCGUGUGCAGGUGAUUCUGGAAGUCCUUUGGUCACCAGAGAUCGUAACCCCACUCAAAUUGGAGUGGAUUCCAGAGGUCCAGGCGGUUCUAGGGAAGACUGUAAAAAUCAAGGAGGCGGUCAACCGUCCGUUUUUACUAGCGUUUCUGGAAACCUAGAUUGGAUAAAAGGUGUCAUGAAUGGAUCAGUUAAGCCAAAUUCUCCAGGAUCUACUGCUGAAAAUCCUUCAGGUCCUGAAACUAAAUCCGAAACAGAAGCAAAAGAUUGCCAUAAAAAUUCGAAACCCACACCUAAGCCGACGUGCCAUACCCACAGUGACUAAGAUUUAAUUUCAUUUUAAAUUUUGCUUUCGAGUUUGGAAAAUUUAACCAAUUACAUUACGUGUUGCCUGACCUUUAGUUUUUUCGACUACUUGACACUAUAGAG